GCUCAUACGCUUUAGCUAGCAGGUUAGCCUUUUUAGCAUCUGUGUUACACAAUCGUGUCUUUAGGUCAAACCUGAAUCAGCUUAUCGAGAAGAAGGAACUAGCAAGCUAGCUAGUUUCUUCAACAGCCAUGGGUGUGCAAGUCAAAGUCGAAUACUGCGGUGGAUGAGGGUACGAGCCCCGCUAUCAGGAGCUCGCGCGGGUUGUCACCGCGGAAUUCACUGAAGCGGAAGUGUCGGGCUUCGUAGGAAGGCAAGGCAGUUUUGAGAUUGAGAUCAACGGGCAAGUAGUUUUCUCCAAGCUCGAAACAAGCGGCUUCCCAUAUGAAGACGACAUCAUGGACGCUAUACAGAAAGCCCAUGAUGGCAAGCCAGUGGAGAAGAUCACCAAGAGCCGCCCGCCUUGUGUCAUCCUGUAGAUCUCCUCUCCCUCUAUUCUCCAACCCUGCCCUCUCCUGACAGCASCAUGCUGAAGACAGGACAYUGCGCAURCAUCACUGCCACUGUCAUUAUUCACUCAGCCUUUGCACUACCCGGGCAUGAGGGUGACACACAACUCUCUGUUGAAACUACACUAGCAGAGUUGGACUAAGACCACUGUCUUUGAUUUAGAGUACAACCUGUCGUAAGGUUUUGUUGUGCCUUCUCUCUCCCCUCUCUCUCUGCUCCCAUUGAGGUGUUCCAGGACUUAUAUGAUUACUGUAGACCAAAGCUGAAAGGUUUAUAGUAUGAUGACCCCAGUCCUGGCAGCUCCUAUGUUAUGGGAUCAGAGAAAUGGAGGAGACCGUAAGAUCGAGGGGCAGACGGGUUGGGGGGAGCACCCUAUUAUAUUCCAGAAGCCUCAUUGCCUGGCAGACAGUUACUGCCUGAUUGUUCUAAUUCCUCUCAAAUAAUACAGCACCAUCAUUGGCCAGACAUAAAUAAAGUUUUGAUGAACGUAAAA
Salvelinus sp. IW2-2015 is the source of this 940-nucleotide messenger RNA. RefSeq names its product migration and invasion enhancer 1-like. The record is from RefSeq and is a predicted model, not a curated record. Lineage: Eukaryota; Metazoa; Chordata; Actinopteri; Salmoniformes; Salmonidae. Gene Ontology annotation, biological process: positive regulation of filopodium assembly; negative regulation of apoptotic process. Gene Ontology annotation, cellular component: cytosol.